AUGCCAGCAACGCCAACUCCUCAUACUAUUUUUUCUUAUCAAGGAUACGAUAUUGAUAUCGGACCAAAGAAUGCAGGCCCUCUUGUAUUGUUGUUGGGAACAACUCCAACAUUGGAUGAUGUCAAAGUUUUUGUUCAAGAACUUUAUGGCGAUUGUAAAAUAGUACCUUCUCCUCAAGAAAGAAAAGCCCUCCAUAGCUCAUUGGAACAUGCUGAGCCAGAAUUCAUUCAAGGAGAUUUGAAAUUUGUUGAAAAGCCAAAGUGGCCAGGAUUGACAUUCCCUCAACUUAGAGAAUUAAAUAAGACAGAAUCGGAAAAGAAGAUUGACGAAAUUGUGGAAUCUGAAUCUCACUCUGAAAAAUAUAAGAAUGAAUACAUGAAAGAUCUCAUUAAGAAAGCGGAGAUGGCACUCAACUCGUUGAAUGUUGCCAAGAAGAGUCAUCAAGCAUUGAUGCUUAAGAAUGAGUUAGACACAUUUAGAACAGUUGCUAGAGAAUAUGGUGAGGGUUCCAGAGCUCGUGUUCAACAGCAAAUUGUGCUUGAAAAUCGUUUGAAUGGUUUGACCCUCUAG
Messenger RNA from Naegleria lovaniensis, 570 nucleotides. RefSeq lists its product as uncharacterized. The record is from RefSeq and is a predicted model, not a curated record. The transcript is spliced from 2 exons. Lineage: Eukaryota; Heterolobosea; Eutetramitea; Acrasida; Naegleriidae. The coding region runs from base 1 to 570 and encodes 189 amino acids.